AUGGAGGUUGAUGGAAAAUUGGUGGUAGCUUCUGUUUCAGAGAAUUUACCUGCAGGUAUGAAGAAUUGUGAAGACCUAGUAGUGGGGUUUUUUGUUGGGAAACAUUUAUCCUUUUCAGCUGUAAAAUUAGGUGUGAGCAAGAUGUGGAAACUAAAAUCAGAGGUGAGUAUCAAGCUUCAUGGUGAUUGUGCUUUUAUUUUUAAGUUUUCUGAUGCAGAAGAUCGUAAGAAAGUUCUUGAAUCUGGUUCUUUCUAUAUCACUAAUACUCUUUUCACUUUGAGACCAUGGACCCAUUUAAUUGAAAAAUCCAUAGCUGAUAUCAAAACUGAUCCAAUUUGGGUCCGUAUAUAUGGAGUUCCGCUACAUAUGUGGAACGAAGAUGGGUUAAGCCUGAUUGCUAGCUAUUUAGGUAAGCCAAUUUUAGUCGAUGACUGCACCAUUAAGCAAUCCAUGUUGUUGUAUGCUAGAAUUUGUAUUGAAAUUGAUUUGGAUUUCUCAUAUCCUACUAGCAUUGCUUUAUUUAUUGAUGGUAAGUUUUCUUUUGACCUUCCUAUUGAGUACCAAUGGAAGCCUCAGAAAUGCGAAAAAUGUAAGGUAUUUGGCCAAUCGGUGAAGAACUGCUUAACUAAAGUGAAGUCUAGGUGGGAGACAAAGGAAUAUACUCAAUUGAAAUCUAAGUCACGGGUAAUGAAUGGAGGUAAUUGUGGUUCUUCUCAGGAGUCCCCUACUAGUGUAGCCGAUGAAGAAUGUGAAAACAUUCCUUUAGUUUCAAGUCAGGGAGAACUAGAUGUUGUAAACAAAGGAGGAAACAAUGUCAAGGAAAUAGCUUCAACAAGUGACAGGGAUGCUUCGGUGGAACAAGUUCCAUUUGCUAGUCAAACUAAGUUGGUUAGGUGUGAUGCAAAAAAACCUGGUAAAGGAUGUUAA
Messenger RNA from Papaver somniferum (opium poppy), 927 nucleotides. RefSeq lists its product as uncharacterized. The transcript has a single exon. Bases 1 to 927 code for a protein of 308 amino acids. Lineage: Eukaryota; Viridiplantae; Streptophyta; Magnoliopsida; Ranunculales; Papaveraceae. The record is from RefSeq and is a predicted model, not a curated record.